ACAUAAAACGGUUAGAACUAAGCUAUUUAUUUCCCUUUUACCAUUCAGCGGUGUUGCCUGAGACUGGUACCCAAACAGCUUCCACAGACCCUAAUAUUGGUGUCAGUGUUGGCGUGGGCGUUACUGGAGCGAUUGUCUUGAUAUUAAUUGUUGCCAUAGUUGUUGUAUUCGUCAAACGUAGACGGAAACAGGUGCCAAAAUCUAACGAAGAUAUCGAUGUUCCAAGCAACGGAGAGCUCAGCAGAACAAUGUACACAGCAUCCAAUACUUAUGUUGACACAAAUCCCUACGAACUCGAGGGAGAAUGUCCAAUGACAGACCGUUAUGAUCAGUCAAAUAAUAUGAAACAGAAUUCUAAUAAAGAAAAUCCGGCCUCUGAAUCCAAUAUGAACGUACAGGAUCUAUAUGCCGUGCCAGACAAAUCCAAAAAGAGCAAAAAAGGCAAGAAGCAGCAACAUUCCCCUGUAAGCUAUCCAGACGAUGCGUAUGAAUAUGUCAGCAAACCCUCUGCCCAGACAUCUUCCGUUUCAAGACAGGAUUGCAGCAGUACCUAUGAACUUGCAGGGCAGUUUCAAAAUGAUGGCUAUACCCGGUCUAUCGAUGAUGCUGAUGACGUGGAGUUUGUUGAAAACGACAUUUAUGAAACAGGAGGCGUUGACAACAUGGGCUAUGCGUAUGUUGAGUCAGUUGAAAACGACAUUUAUAAUUCGUCGGUGUAACUUCAUUUAAGAAAAGUUGCGGUCCUUUAUGUUUUAUAUUUGGAAACCUUUUUAUCUCAAUGUUUGCGUUACUAGUAAGUUGGGACAUAAAGGCCUAUUAUAUGGUGAAUUGCUCCUCCAUGCAAAAUACUCCUCAUAAUGCCCCUUAGUAUUAGUGUACUGGU
Molecule: messenger RNA, 883 nt
Organism: Lingula anatina
Lineage: Eukaryota; Metazoa; Brachiopoda; Lingulata; Lingulida; Lingulidae
Source: RefSeq, a predicted model, not a curated record